This is a messenger RNA of Sceloporus undulatus (fence lizard), 7316 nucleotides long. Its product is annotated as low-density lipoprotein receptor-related protein 2-like. NCBI's taxonomy places the organism in Eukaryota, Metazoa, Chordata, Lepidosauria, Squamata, Phrynosomatidae. The transcript is spliced from 32 exons. Bases 1048 to 7290 code for a protein of 2080 amino acids. The record is from RefSeq and is a predicted model, not a curated record. Gene Ontology annotation, molecular function: protein binding; calcium ion binding.
CUGGACACAAUGUUAGGAUUGGCGGAAGGCGUUCCUGUGGAAUGGCCUUUUGUCGCGGCAGCAUAGGUCAUGGAUCUGGUGGGUGUGGUUUCCAGGGCUGCGUAGCACUGGUUCGGGAGUCCCUUUGGGACACGGGAGCGCUGAGGGCAUGUGUUGUGGCCAUUGUGGGGGCCACAGCAUGACAGCGUAUCCUGGUGACUAGGGGUUUGAUUAAAUACAUGCAAUCGGAUGGUUGCAUGGACGAAUAUAUGACGUUCUCUUAGCUCCUAGGCCAUCCCGAAGCCUGGCUGUUACCAGGUAUUACGGUUCAUCAUACAACAGCGGGUUGUAUGAUGAUCCAGAUCCAGACCUCAUGCUUUGGGCCAACCCUACUUUGCUAGCUGGUUGCUUAAUAAAGCUGUGGCCUUUCCUCCAUAUUGCUGGCUCCUGUUUUUCUCGUAGCGGUGGCCUCCCAGGCAAAAGCUUUCUAGUUUUUACAGAACCAUCUUUUUAAAAAAUGCCAUCCUUUAAAAAUUGUAUGUUUUAAAAUCCUGCUGGAAUAAAAUGGUCUUUGCCUGGUGAAGGAAUGAUAGCAAGGAAGGGGUGAUUCUUGCCUCCCUAGGAAGGCAAUUCAGACUCACAGCUUAGGGGCAGCCACCGAAAAGACCCUCUCUUAUGUCCCCACCAACCAGGGUGACCAAAUAGUAUACUUGCAAAGGAGGACAAGGCACCAUGAAAUGUAGAACAUUCAACAAAAAUGUAGGAUACCAGGAUACCAAAUCAAAGCAAAAAACACUCAUAUAAAUCUGAAUUCAUGCUUCUUGCUCAUGCUCAAAAUGGAGGGCAUUUUGGAAUUCCUCCUGGACAGAAGCCUGAAAUAUAGGACAUAUCCUGGAAAAGGAGGACACCUUUUCACCUUCCCACCAACCAUGGUAGGGCUGAGAGAAGGACCUCUCCUGAGGAUCUCAGGACCUGGAUGAGGAAUGUCAUGGUGAUCCCACUGCCUGGCAGUGCAAUGAUGGAAAGUGUAUUGCUGUCUCCUGGCUUUGUGAUGGAAUCAGUGACUGCAUGGAUGGCUCCGAUGAAAAGAAUUGUGUUUGUGCAGAGAAAAAGGUCAAAUGCCAAGGAAGUGAUCAAUGCAUUGAUCCGUGGGAAAUCUGUGAUCAGCAUAAGGACUGUGAAGAUGGCUCAGAUGAAGCAAACUGUCCUCCAAAUAGUUGCCUGGCUGGCCAGUGGCAAUGUAAGAACAAAGUAUGUGUUAUGGAAGACUGGAAGUGCAAUGGCAUUGACAACUGUGGAGACAACUCAGAUGAAGAAGUUUGUGCAUCCUGCCCUGGAGGAAUGAUCAACUGUGAUAAGGGGAAAUGCAUCCUGGAGUCCCUAGUGUGCAAUGGAGUGGCAGACUGUGUAGAUGGUACAGAUGAGCCCAGCACUUGCGGCAAAAACUGCUCUCUUAACAAUGGAGGAUGCAUGGACAAAUGUACGGAGACUUCCUGGGGUGUGAGGUGUUCAUGUGAUCCAGGCUGGAGUCUGCACGCUAAUGGUCAAAACUGUACAGACAUUGAUGAGUGUGCUCUGCCCUUCAGUCCCUGCAGCCAGUUGUGCAAGAACACAGUUGGUUCUUUUACCUGUGAUUGCGUCCAAGGAUAUCAGCUGUCCAGUGAAACGGUUUGUGAGGCUGCAGGUGGUGCUCCAAAGGUACUGCUAGCUGUCGAUCAUGAACUUGCUCUCCUGGAUAUCAAAACUUUCCAGUUAGAGACUUUAGUCUCUACUGAGACAACAGCUGGUUCUGUUGCCUAUGACUUGUUAAGGAAAACUUAUUAUUGGGUUGAUGAAGGGAAGAGGCUGCAUAUCUAUACAUCUGGAAAAAGUGAAAGAGUCCUCUAUCCAGAUGUAAGAGAUGUCAACAGCAUAUCUGUAGACUGGACCACAGGACAGCUGUAUUGGACCAGCAGCAAUCCUCAUUCCAUCUCUGUUGGUUUGAGUGAUGGUAGAGGAUAUGUGAAGAUCCUGGAGAAGGAUUUGGCGCCUGAACAGCUAAAUGUAUUUCCAGAAAAAAGAUACAUGUAUUGGGUGAAUCGUGGUGCAAAAGGAAGAACAGUGAUCGAAGCUGCAGGGAUGGAUGGUUCUGACAGGCACAUAUUUGCAAUCCUAAUGACAGAAGAGCCUGUGGGAUUGACUCUGGAUUACAUAACCAGUAGACUCUACUGGAUCAGUGAAUACAAAGAGUCCAUAGAGACCAUAAAAACAGAUGGCACUGGCAGAUACACUUUUCCUGAGAUGCUGCUGAAAAACCAGGACCCUCUGGGGUUUGGCGUGUUUGAAAACUGGUUCUUCUGGGCUGACAAAGAUCACUUGGUCUAUUCGUCCUACACCUCCCCACGGGUCAGUGUGUUGCUGAACCAUUCUGUCUCUGCGCUGACAGUGCUGCAUGAGUUACAGCAGCCUCAGAGUAAUACAGCUGUGUGUGUUCCUGGAUCAUGCAGUCACAUCUGCCUUCCGUCACCAGUUCAUCCCAAAGGGUACAAGUGUGCCUGUCCAGAGGGCUUUUUUCUCCUGCCUUCUGCUGAAUGUGCAGAACUGAAUGUCUUGUAUUCAACUGCUAAUCAAAUCUACUGGCUGCCAGUUGGGCUCGAGGGACUGACACAGCAACCUCAACUGAUGCUGGAGUGGCCAGAAAACAUUGACUUCCAAGACAUGGACUGGAGCAGGGGAUUAAUCUACUGGACCAAUGCCAAGAGAGAACUGAUGCGCUUCCAUAAAGAGACAAGGACAAAGCUCAUAAUUCCUACUGACUCACCAGUUUGUGCAGCAACUGUUGAUAUACCUUCUGGAGACCUCUACUGGCUGACAUGUAACAGAACUCAGAUCAAAGUUACUAGCUUUGCUGGCAUGAUUACCAAGAUCCUCUAUCAAGUGGCAACCAAUGGUGUUAUAAGGAACCUAUUCCUAGACUGGCAAAGAGCGUCCCUCUACUGGCUGGAAAGUGGCAAACCUCUUCAAAGGAUGGACCUUCAUGGUAGGGAUAUCAAAGAAGUGUGGAAUGAAACUUGGGCAGAAGAUACCCUAAUAGCCUUGGACUUAAGCUCGUGCAACUUCCUCUGGACUUCCAAAGAAAUGGUGCUCAGAGCAUUGAAUCUCAUCACACACAGAACAUACAAUCUGAUGGACAGAUGGAGCCAGGGAGUGGCAGCUGCUUAUGGGCCUUACCUGGUGACAUUCAACGAAACAGUGCUUAGCGUCUGGAACAGAAGAUCGAUGGAGCCCUCUAUUGUUCAAGCAGCUAAUGUACAUAAAGCAAUGGUGUUAUUUAACACAACUUUGAGGACUGUUGUAGCACAACCUGUUCUUGCAACAAAACCUACCAUUCCUGCAACAAAGCCUGUCAUUCCUGCAACAAAGCCUACUGUUGUAUCAUCACCUACUACUACCACCAGUACUAAAGCAGUGCCACGGACGGUAUCUACAAAAGCAGUACGCUCAACUACCAUUAAGUCUACUACAACAAUGCUAACUAGUACACAUACAACCAAGACUACAUUCUUGACAACUGUGUUUUGUGGAUGGGCAGAAGCAGCUUGCCGAGAUGGAAAAGAGUGUGUGUCUUUUGAAUACAUCUGUGAUGGAGAGAACGACUGUACAGAUGGGUCUGAUGAGGAUGGCUGUCCUGAAUACUGUAAUAGACCAGGAAUCUUCAAAUGUAAGAGUAGCAACAAAUGUAUUCAUGAGAGAUACAAUUGUGAUGGAGUAUGGCAUUGUCCCGACGGCUCUGAUGAAUCAGAUUGCUGGAAGCCAACGCCGGAGUGUGCCCUACGGUGUGAUAGCAACACACGUUGUGUGCCUGAGAGUUGGAUUUGUGAUGGGAGUCUUGACUGUGCUGAUGAUGCAGAUGAACAGGGCUGUGUUCAUCCAGAGUGUUCUCAGCAUGAUUUCCAAUGUAAAAGUGGCCAGUGCAUUGCUUACUAUCUGCGUUGUGAUGGAGACCAUGAUUGCAAGGACCACUCAGAUGAAGCUGACUGCCCAAUCCCCAAAAUACAUCUGUGCCCUUCAGAUGAAGCCAAGUGCCCUGGAAGUGGAGAGUGUAUCCUAAAGGAAUGGCUCUGUGAUGGGGAUGUGGACUGUAAAGAUGAAUCUGAUGAACAGGACUGCAAGUUGUUGAAGCGAGAAUGCAGCGCCAACCAGUGGCAAUGCAGCAGCUUAGUGGAGUGUAUCCCAGAUCUUUGGCGCUGUGAUGGGCAACCUGAUUGCAAAGACAGGAGUGAUGAGAUUGGGUGCAAGGCCCAGAAGUGCCAGGGCCAUGAAUUCCAGUGUGGUGACAUCUGUAUCAGUCACACACUAGUCUGCAAUGGGAAGCCUGACUGUCAAGGUGGAUUUGAUGAAGGUGGCACAUGUGGUUCACCAUGCCAAAGGAGAUGCUCGCAGAUCUGCUACCAGUCUCCUACUGGGUCUAAAUGUGCUUGCCAUGAGGGAUUCAGGCUAAGAAGCGACAUGCGUUCCUGCAAAGAUAUCAAUGAAUGUAAAGAACUGGCAGAAGAGAAGUGCAGCCAGACCUGUAUCAACACAAUUGGUGGCUACAGCUGCACUUGUCACCCUGGCUACUUGUUGGAGCCAGAUGGCCACACAUGCAAAGUGGUUGGCUCUGAACCAAUGCUGCUAGUUGCCAUUCAAUUUGACCUGAUCCUGUACGGAUUAAGGAGCAUGAAAGAGGAUGUCAUCUUGACAACUGAUAAGAACUUCAUUAUCUUUUCCAUUGACUAUGAUUUGGUGGAGCAGAAGGUUUUCUGGAUGGACCUUAAUGCAGAAAGCAUUAAAUGGAUGGAAACAAAAUCUAAGCAAAGAGGGACUCUAGUAAAAGGAAUCAAAUCUGACAGCAUAGCAGUGGACUGGAUAGGUAGGAAUCUUUACUGGACUGAUGGGACAGCCGGGCAGAUCUUGGCCACCCAGCUAAAUGGUACCUGGAAGGGAAAUCCUGAAUACACCGUGGUACUCGAUUACCUUGAUCAGCCGCGGUCCCUGGCGCUGAAUCCACUGGAUGGAUUGAUGUACUGGAGUGAAAUCGGGGCUGAUCCCAAAAUACAGCAAGCUUGGAUGGGUGGAAGCAGCAAAAAAAUACUAAUUGAUGAAGGACUUGGCUGGCCUACCGGCAUAACUCUUGACCUCUUGAGCUGGAGAAUCUUCUGGUCUGAUGACAAGUUUCAUUGCAUUGGAUCAGCUUCCUUGGAUGGCAUUGGCAUAAAGGUCUUUCAGCUGCCUGAGAUCCAUAGUCCCUUCUCACUGACUAUCUUUGAGGACUACAUUUACUGGUCUGACAUGAUAUCCAGGAGAGUACAGAAGAUAGACAAAAGGACUGGCAAAAACAGAACAGUCCUUAUCAAGCGCCAUGGGCAGCCAUAUGGACUGAAGAUUAUGCAUGAGGUCCUCCAGCCUACAGCCCACAAUCCUUGUGCAGGCAGCAGCUGUUCACACUUGUGCCUCUUGAAUCCAAACAAGAAAGGAAGCUGCCACUGUCCGAUUGGACUUGUUCUUUCAGGUGAUGGAAAGACAUGCAUUCCUCUGAAGGAGUCAACAUUCGUGUUUCUGGUUGCACAAUCUAACGUUACUCAGGUCUACCUGAAGAAAUUGCCUCCUGUGAUGGGACAGGGAACUCUACCUGAUCACAACUCUCUUCCCUUGAGCAACAUUACACGCAUAACAGCUAUAGACUAUUCUGUACGUGAUGCAGCUCUUUACUUUUCAGAGUUUGAGAGUGGGUUCAUAAAAGUCCUCGCCUUUAAGGAUGCUGGGCGAAUUUCCUUGAAGAAAAUUCUACCAGUCGAGGACACUGUGAUCUCUCUAGCCCUAGACUGGCUAAGUGGCAACAUCUAUUGGGUUGACAACAAACAUCCAGCCAUCCAAGUAGGAACUUCAGAUGGCAGAUAUGUACAUGUGGUGAUUGGUGAAGGGCUUUCCCGUCCAACCUCUGUGGUGCUGCAUCCUCCAUCUGCAGCUAUGUGCUUUGCUGACUUGGGUACAGAGCAUGGCGUGCCUGGUCCCAUGAUUGAAUGUGCCUCCAUGGAUGGAAGCGAAAGAAGGGUUCUUUGGAAGAAAGCCCAGUCUCCUGUUGGCUUAACAAUACUGGAUGAUGGAACCCAGCUCUAUUGGGCAGACCAAGCAAAAGGUACUGUGGAAAGCAUACGGAUGGAUGGAUCCAGAUAUAGACUCCUUCGGAGACGACUACACGGCCUUACACUCUUCACAGUAAGGGAAGGAACGAUCAUUUGGACCACAGUGGCACACAACAGUGCAACAAAGGUAUGGCACAGCAAACUGGACUUAAAAGAAAGCUGGUGGUUUCAGGUUAACCAAAAACUUGUGGAUAUGAAGAUUUACAGCAAGCUAAGCCAAGAGGGUAGCAAUGGCUGCUCAGAGAAGAAUGGGGGAUGCAACCAUAUUUGCUUGCCAGUUCCACAAGGGAGAAGAUGCAGGUGUACCACUGGGUACAACCUAGAGCAUGGCACUGAAUGCAUCAAAAUCUCAAGAUGCCCAGACCAGCUUCAAGCCUGCAAGCAUAGCAGCAAAUGUAUUGCAAAGGUCCAAAUUUGCGAUGGUAGUAUUGAUUGCCCUGAUGGCACUGACGAGACAAACUGCAAGUACAAUUUCAAGACGAAACCCCAGAGCACAACCCCAUCUUGGACAACAAAGCUGAAAAGAAAUCCAUUUAUUGGUAACAGAAAACCAUUGGCACCUACCAAAACCACCACCACCAAGAAACCUAUCACUAGAAGAGUGUAUGUACAACCAGCAGUAACAAAACAAAGGACUACAAGUGCUACUGUGACAACAACACAGGUGCUUCCUCCAAGGAAAGCAUACAAGACCACAUUGUCUACAAUGCAGAAAUGGAAAGGACAUUCUCUGAUGCAGGGGGUCAUGGGAAGUGGUCCAAAGUCUUGCAGCAGUGAGACCUGUAACAUGAGGGGAGAUUGCAUUGUGAAAGGCAAUGGGGUGACAUGUAACUGUAUGUUGGGGUACAGUGGAGACUACUGCGAGGAAGAGGAGGGAAAGUCUAGAGCUGGCUCCGUUGUUUUGGCCAUCGCUGUUGUCUUGCUGCUUGUGGUGGCAGCCGCAGGGGUCUAUAUCUAUUUCAGGAGGCACAGAACUCGCCAAAGAACGUCAAGUACAGAAUCUUCUAAAACAUUGACCAGUUACCAGAAGGAUAAUGAAUCAGAAGGACAGAACUUUGUAGAAGAUGAAACAUGUAUUAAUGCAGCUUAUGAGCCAGAACAGGAACUGCCAACUCCUCUGAAGAUAAACACUGAUGCAGAUAUAUAAAACACAUCAAUAAAUUAUUAAUUGAA